Talaromyces proteolyticus is the source of this 1680-nucleotide messenger RNA. RefSeq lists its product as uncharacterized. The transcript is spliced from 4 exons. The record is from RefSeq and is a predicted model, not a curated record. The coding region runs from base 1 to 1680 and encodes 559 amino acids. Lineage: Eukaryota; Fungi; Ascomycota; Eurotiomycetes; Eurotiales; Trichocomaceae.
AUGGCGGAGGUUGCAUCUACUUCAUCCCCCAUUGAAGCUCGAUCUCUGUCCUCUGUCACCUCGAUAGCCGCCAAUCCCCCCGCAUAUCCGCGCAAUCCGACGCAGACACCACACGAUCGCCUUGUGCUGUACAUUGUCAAGGUUCCUGGGAGUCAAGAUGUCGUGUUGACUCCAUUGAAACCUCCCACUAAAUCCAACAUCUCGAGCGAAGCGAUUAAUUCGUCGCUAUACUAUCUCCACGUCGCGAGCGAAUCCGACGAGGAUGUUCUACGAUCGUUAGAGUCGGAGCACGAACAAACCCAACAUGAACCAUAUGGUGUGUCGCAGCAUGAUGAACCUACGUCAUCGCGUCUAUCCUCAGAAACGUUUUCGCGAUUGAAUGACUUUCACCGAAAACCUGUAGGAGGGGGGAAUGGGGACGGGGACCGGGAAGGGAUUCCUCCUCCUCCUCCGCCACCACAUCGCGAGAUUCCUUCAGGUCAGAGUGUUCAGCGAAAGCUGGCGCCGGCGGCAGAUGCAUAUGGGCAUGGCGAGGAGGGAAGAAAGGAUGAGAAUCUAAAAUUAUUCACUAUCCCUCGACGCCCGAUAACGUCCUCGGACGGUCCUGGUGCUCCCCCAUCCACCGCUAUGCCCUCGCCGCAAAUGAGGCUGGAUACGGAAAGGGCCCAAGAACGAGGAGCUGAGAAGGUGUCUUCUUCGCCGGCUACAGGCAGCCCGAAAUCGUCGUCUGCAUUCCGCAUCACCGUGAUCCGUCGCGAUCCUGCAUCUGGUUAUCAGUGGAACGUUGGAAGUAUAUCCAGCUCCAGCACCAACAAAGGCACGAUCCGUGUGGAAAUAACGAACCCAGGCUAUGGCAAAUUCCUCAACAAUGAGGCUUUUUCCUUGGGUCAGAGUCUUCCGGCUGCAAGUCAUGAUGGGAAUGCUGCUGCUGAAGCUAUCAAGGCACUAGCUCUUACUACUCAGCAGAAUAAUAAUCACUCCGACGGGAUCUUCCGCAGGGAUGUAGUCCCCAUCAGACAUAAUCAGCAACAUCACCACCAUAACAUCUCCAAAUCGGAAAUAUUCCACCGCCGCUCGGGAUCGGCGGAUUCGAAAAUAACGGAUAUCGUGAACGCCAAAGUCACGCGGGGGUACUACUCCUUCACGUCGCCGUGGAACGGGACAUGCUCAUUUGUUGCCAGCGUCAAUGGCCGCAGUAUCAAGUGCAAACAUACGAUAGCGAACCCAUCUAGAGGUGCCGGGGCCGACAGCCACCACAAUAAUAAUGCUGAAGUAACUGUCUCUGAGCUCCGAUUCAACAUCCCAUUCCCGUUUGAACAGACUUUCCGGUCCCCGCUGGCAAGCGUCGUUCUUGGGGAGAAGGGGAGUAAGCGCGGCGCAUUGGCGCAGGCGAUUACUUCGAAUAUACAAAAAGCCCAGCAACGCGCUCGUUCUCGCAGUGGAAGCGAGUCGGCGCCAAACUAUCGACCUCCCUCAGCGAGUAGUUCUGAGGGUUUGGCUGCUGCUGAUGAGGAUCGAUUGGAUUUCUCGCUAGCCAGGGAGCCCGGCGGUGGUGGGAUGAGUGGGAAGAGUGCGAAAUUGGGGAAACUGGUUAUCGAGGACGAGGGUAUCAAGAUGAUUGACCUGGUUGUCGCGACGUCGAUGGGUGUUUGGUGGCGGGCAUGUAAUCGGGUUCCAUAG